AUGAAUGGGUGCUAUAGAAAGAUGAAAAGGUGAGCAUUUGAAAUUAAAAGGUUUUUGAGAAAAUUUCAUGUUUCAGAUAUGCGAGUUCAGGGAAUAUUCUCGGAUGUUUGGCUGUUUUUUUGAUUUUCUGCUGGUUUUUCGGUUUAACCGAUCAUUUGCACAGUAAAUCCUUUGACGAUUUCCAAUGGCCUUCAGCAGAUGAUAAUUUCGAAUUUCCAACGUUCCUAACUCCGGUGAAAUGUGAAAAACGACUUUUAGUGCUCGUGAAGUCAGCGGUGAAGAAUAUUGAGCACAGAAAUGCGAUUCGAGAAACCUGGGGCAAAGAAAACAAGAAUUACGAUUUGUUUUUCAUCGUAGGAAAAGGAAAUUCCGAAUUUUCCAAGGAUAUUUUGAAGCUCGAUAUAAUCGAUAGUUAUCGAAAUAAUACUUUGAAGUUUUUCGGUGCUAUAAACUUCAUAAAAACCUGUGGAAAUCCUGAUUUCAUAUUUCUAGUCGAUGAUGAUUAUCUAGUAAAUAUCAAAAACUUGGAGAAUCUUGUAAAAUUCAAAAAUCCCGGAGCACAUGUAAGCAUUCCCUCUGAUUUGGGUCUCUAAAAACUUGGAGAACGUUUUCAGCUCUACACUGGUUUCGUGUUCAAUUCCUCUCCAUUCCGCUUCAAUUUACAUAAACAUCGAAUUUCGCUCGAAGAAUAUCCAUAUUCUCAAUAUCCACCUUAUGUUUCAGCUGGCGCAGUUUUGAUAUCUCGAAAAACUGCGAGUGUUUUUCAUGAGAACAUUCCAAAGCUGAAGGUAAGGUUGAUUUUUGGGAGCAGAAAAUGGGCGGAGCUUAUUUGCAAUCCUGGCACAGAUUUUAAUCCCGCGAAAACUCUCUUCCAGCUUGCUAUAAAUUCUAUUAGCUCCACCCCUUUCUGCAAUCCUGACACAUUAUUUCAACCACCAAUUAUUUCCAGACUUUCCCAUUCGACGAUGUUUUCACUGGAAUUCUCGCCAAAACCGCCCGUAUUCCCGUCACCCACAACCCGAAUUUCGUAUUCUGGACUCACCAAAUCUCCCAAAUAGAAUACAAUUCCCCAGAUUUUAUUGGUGUUCAUGGAUUUGCUGGACAAAAAUUGAGAGAUGAAUAUCAACAAUUAAUAAAUUAUCGAAAAUAA
Messenger RNA from Caenorhabditis angaria, 1150 nucleotides. The record is from the annotation of a GenBank genome assembly. Lineage: Eukaryota; Metazoa; Nematoda; Chromadorea; Rhabditida; Rhabditidae.